Messenger RNA from Saxophila tyrrhenica, 1962 nucleotides. RefSeq lists its product as uncharacterized. Bases 1 to 1962 code for a protein of 653 amino acids. The transcript has 2 exons. Lineage: Eukaryota; Fungi; Ascomycota; Dothideomycetes; Mycosphaerellales; Extremaceae. The record is from RefSeq and is a predicted model, not a curated record.
AUGUCAUUCUCUGCCCCACCCGACCUUCCUUCUCUCUUCACUGCUCUCCUUUAUGCAGUCCACGGAGUCAAGAUGAGGCUCUCCCAAUCAUGGCCAGCGCCUGCAGCAGGCAGAAUAGCAGCGACAUCAACGACUUCUUCUGCUGAGAGUGGGCUGGUGCCUCUGGUUUUCGAGCCUUUACCGCUCGGAUCAAUUCAACCCACCGGAUGGUUCAAGGACCAGAUGCAGCUUAUGGCUGACGGACUGGCUGGCCAUGAACAUGACUUCUACAACUAUGUAGCCCACUCUAGCUGGCUGGGCCGGGACAUGGAGUACUCCGAUCUCAACGAAGGCCUUCCUUACUGGUUCAACGGCAUGGUGUACCUCGCGUACGGUCUGAAUGAUGAGCGUCUGAAAGAUCAAGUCCACAGUGCCGCCGGAUACAUUCUCGACCACCAGUGGGACGACGGCUGGAUUGGACCAGAGAACAAGACAGCCAGGAACUUCUGGGGCCGCAUGCCACUGUUUCUCGGCAUGACCGGACUUGCUGAGGCGAACGCAACCUGGGAGGCGAAGAUCGUGCCGGCUUUGCACAAAUUCAAUGACUUAAUGAACACGAUGCUCAACGACAACUACACUGGCUACUGGUACCAGAAAGGCGAUGUGCUCAACGAUAACGACACUGAUUGGGGCCGCAUAUGGCACCAAGACAUGCUCAUCACUCUGCAGUGGCUAUACGAGCAUCAUCGAGGCGAUCAGGGUCAGAUGCUGCUGGAGAAUAUGAAGAUGCUUCAUGACUGUGGACUGAACUGGGAAGAUUGGUAUAACCAACAAGCGUACUUUGGUCAAGGCAUUGACAAGGAUCUCAACACGAUCAAUAGCAAUCUGACGGAUGACAACUAUGCUUACGAGCAUGGUGUCAAUGUUGCGCAAGCUCAACCGGCGCUCGGCGACAACUAUUACGCCGAUCGAGCAGAGCGCGUUGCCUUUAACGCAAUCCCAGCUAUGGCCACGCCAGACUGGUGGGGACACCAAUAUAUGGAGCAGCCCAACCAACCGGAAGCGGCCAACCUGAGCAGCAGUCCGUUCUACAACACUAAUAGCUGGGGCGCCACCUUUGGAUUGGAGCCUAAUUACCCAUGCUGCACUGUGAAUCAUCCCCAAGGCUUCCCAAAGUUCCUUGCAAACAGCUACGUGAAGGUCGGCGCCAACGGCUUAGCGCAUGCGUUGCUCAGCCCGGGCAGCGCGAGUGCAACGCUACGUGGAAACAAAGUAACAGUGAAAUGCGACACAGCAUACCCCUUCCUCGACACCCUUACCUAUACCAUUGACGCCGAAGCACCCUUCGACUUCUACGUCAGGCUUCCCGGAUGGGCGACAAUUGACGCAAGCAUCAAGGUCAAUUCAGAAGAAGUCUCGCCGAUCUUGGAUUCAGAGACUGGCAUGCAGAAGAUCAGUCUCGACAAGGGCAGCUCUACAGUCGCAUACUACCUGCCGAGCACUGUACGUACCGAGUCUCGAGAGAACAACACAGUAUCUGUCUACAAAGGCUCAGUGUUGUACGCACUCGAGGUGACCAACCACAAUACCUCUACGCCUCCCAAGCCAUACGACAAUCCUGGCUUUGGUGAUGAGUACUUCAACAAGUGCUACUAUCCUCCGCAGAGCCGCGACUGGUCCUACCAUAACACUUCAAGAUGGAACUAUGCCAUCGAUCCCGAGACUCUGCAGUAUCACAGCCCGGAUUCCAGCUCUACGUCGCUUGCAAAUCCUCUUUUCGGCGCUGGCGGGCCGCCGGGGUAUGUGACGGCGAAGGCUUGUGAGAUUGAAUGGGCGAUGGCGUUUAAUGGGAGUGUGCCUGGGUACCCGCCGAAUGGCGAAAAGAGGAAGUGUGUUGGAAAGGUUGAGAAGGUGAAGCUGGUGCCGUAUGCCAGUGCGAGGACGCAUAUAGCGGAGCUACCUGUAUUGGAUCUAGGCGGCUAA